Molecule: messenger RNA, 219 nt
Organism: Funneliformis mosseae
Lineage: Eukaryota; Fungi; Glomeromycota; Glomeromycetes; Glomerales; Glomeraceae
Source: the annotation of a GenBank genome assembly
AUGUUCAAAGCAGAUGAAUUAUUUUGUGAAUUUACCACGAAAAAGUUUCAAGAUGAGAUGAAAAUUUCUAAAAAUUCGAAUGAACAAUGUGUCACCUUUGUUGCUAACAAUACCUCUCAAGUUUGUGAUCAACCGGGUCAGGAUCCGGCACAAAGUUAUGGCUUCAACGUAACCAAUAAUAAAUUGUUUCCACCAAGUUUUGUAGUCCAAAAGAUUUGA